AUGAUUGGCUCAUUUCCAGGUUUGUUGGAAAGGUGGUACAUCACCCGCCAUUACCUUGGAAUAUGCCCCAGUGUUGCCAUCUCUGCUCAGUACAUAGGAAAGGACGGCGAAAGGCUCGACAAAGCGACGUUGUUUUCUGCACUGAAGCAAGUCAUUCUCAGACACGGUGCUCUGAGCGUACGAAUAUCUGGAGAGACUUCAGAGAAGCCGCUCUAUAUACGCCUCAGCAACGUCAACCUCGAUGAUAUUGUCGAAUUUUCCGACGCUCAUGAUCUUUCUGAGGCUCUCGAUGUGCAGGUUCGUCGAGGGUUCGACACAACUACCGACUCCCCCCUCUGGCGCCUCCAGGUGUUUAGGGACGGCACAGUCAUCUUCGUCUUUCAUCAUGCGAUUUGCGAUGGACAGAGCGGCUUAGCGUUUCAUCGCGCACUGCUGAAAGCUCUUAACGACACUCAGGCUGACCAUCCCGCGGCUACCGAGCCAUCGGUAGUAUCUAUACCUGAUAAUACUACCCUAGUGGAACCCCUUGAACAUCUAACGGAUUUGUCCGUGUCGAUCCUCAGCUUCUGUUGCGCACUACUUCAACUCUUCGUACCCGAGUCGUGGACAGCGGACCGUUCCACUUGGACAGGUAAUCCUGUCCCCGCUGUCGAAAAACUGGACGCUCAGGUCAGACUGUUAUCUUACUCCCACGUCGACGCAGCGCGGGUAAUCGACAUUUGUCGUGCUAAUAAGUCGACCAUAACAUCAUACAUCCACACGCUAUCAACGCUGAUAAUUUCCCAUCUCCUAAAUGCUGGUCAAAUAAUUGAGGGUGCGACUGACAGCAUCUCCACUACUAUCCCGAUCUCGUCGCGGCAUUUGACCAACACGUCCGCAGACGAGAUGUGCGUUCAUAUUUCUGUCCUCCAUCAAUACGCUCCGCUCAUUCCGUCACUGAUUGCGGACAAGCCUGUCUCGCAGUGGAUGGCACAGUUCCCUUGGGAUACUGCAACGAACUUGACGACGAAUCUGCGACAGGAACGAAUGCAGGUGCCUAAGCGUGUAGGGUUUCUCAAAUAUCUGAACGACAUCGGUGCCUUCAUGCGGCGCCCUCUUGGAAAGAAGCGCAAGGACACGUUGGAGAUAUCCAACGUAGGGCGGCUUAUGUUAGACGAUGGGACCUCCGUUGAUGGGAUCCGUAAGCCACAUCCAUGGAGUAUUGAACACAUGUAUUUCAUACAGGCCCAUCCGGCAUCGACAGCAGCCGUACAUAUCAACAUGGUGGGAACUCCGAGUGGUGGGCUGGGAUUCACUAUCACAUGGGGGCAAGAUGCGAUAGAGGAUGCCUUUGGAGAUGCUUUUGUGGAUAUGCUGAAGGAAGCGAUGGAUGAGUUGUUGGAUAACUAA
This is a messenger RNA of Fibroporia radiculosa, 1389 nucleotides long. RefSeq lists its product as uncharacterized. The record is from RefSeq and is a predicted model, not a curated record. The transcript has a single exon. Gene Ontology annotation, molecular function: N-acetyltransferase activity. NCBI's taxonomy places the organism in Eukaryota, Fungi, Basidiomycota, Agaricomycetes, Polyporales, Fibroporiaceae. The coding region runs from base 1 to 1389 and encodes 462 amino acids.